This is a messenger RNA of Rosa rugosa (rugosa rose), 2127 nucleotides long. RefSeq lists its product as uncharacterized. The record is from RefSeq and is a predicted model, not a curated record. The transcript has a single exon. The coding region runs from base 1 to 2127 and encodes 708 amino acids. Lineage: Eukaryota; Viridiplantae; Streptophyta; Magnoliopsida; Rosales; Rosaceae.
AUGGUGCAAAUUAUUCCACAAAGUGUGGACAAACUAUGGAACGAAUGGGACGUCCGGGUAAUGGUGCUAAGUAGUCUCUGCUUACAAAUAGUCCUAAUCCUCUUGGGAAGCCGGCGAAAGUUCAGUACUCAAAGCUGGGUGAGAAUUCUCACAUGGACGGCCUACUUAUCGGCAGAUUGGUUCGCUACUGUCGCGCUUGGAAUGAUCUCCACAUUCCAAGGAGAUGGUCUGCAGAACUCACUAACUCCAAACAGCGCUCAAGGAAGUUCCUCAAAUCCAAACAGCCCGGCGAUCAUGGCUUUUUGGGCUCCGUUUCUUCUGGUGCACCUUGGUGGCCCGGACACCAUCACUGCUUACUCGUUGGAGGACAACGAGCUGUGGCUAAGGCACCUCUUGGGUUUACUUGUUCAGGUUAGUGCCGCUUUAUACAUCUUUCUAAGAUCAUGGACAUCAAGCUCCUUACCCCUCUCACUGCUAGCAAUUCCAAUGUUUGUUGUCGGAAUCAUCAAAUAUGGAGAGAGGACUUGGGCCCUCUGGUCUGCUAGCAGUGAGAGACUUAGGGAAUCUCUGCCCCCUAUUACUGCAGCUCUGACUCCCUUUAAAAAUGAGAAUCAUGAGAGUAGUGGUCGUGUUAGACUAAACUAUGCUGCUGCUAUUCGUAAAGCCACACAUAUCCAAGAAGGUCAUGCAUUAUUCAAGUUGUUCAGGCAUUUUUACACAGAUCAGAUCAUUGAACAAAAGGAUGUUCAACUUUCCGAUACUAUGAUUCAGGACCAUUCAUUUGGAGAUGUCUUCAAGCUAAUUGAGAUUGAGAUUGGUUUUAUGUAUGAUGUGCUGUACACCAAGGCAAUCGUAGUGCAUUCUCUCACGGGGGUCAUGUUCCGAGCCAUCUCGCUAGUUUGCUACAUUUCCACAUUUACGGUCUUUUGUUUCAUCAUUGAUAAGAAGAUUUAUUUGACCAUUGAUGUAGAUUUGACUUACUUCUUGUGUGCUGGAGCAAUUGCACUUGAGAUCUAUGCCAUCUUUGUACAAGUUUCUACAGAUUGGACAUUGUACUGGUUAAGCAAGCAAGAGCGACCACUGGCGUAUACUAUCUACCAAGCAAUCUCUUCAUUUCGAUCAAAUCUGAGCCUUGAAAAGAGGUGGUCUGAAUCCAUGGGCCAAUUCAAUGUCAUAGAGUUUUGUUUCAAAUUGAAACCGCCAAAGUGUACUGGAAUUCCUAGGUUCCUGGCUAUCUACGAGAUGUAUUCUAAACAUCAGCACACAGUUUUGGAGGGCGUACCAAUCAAAAUGAAACAACUUAUCUUUGAGCACCUUCAAGAUGCUAAACUAGUUGUUGAUAAUGCAGAGCAGAAUUCCAAAUUUCAAGUACGUAGUCAAGUCUUGACUUGGAGAGGUGAACAUGCGGUAGAAAAGAGUGGAUGUACUGACAAAUAUGUCAAACAUUGCGCCGCGAAUGAAGUACCGUUUGAAACCAGCAUUGCUUUGUGGCAUGUAGCAACAGAUAUAUGCUUCUAUAAUGAUGUUGACAAAAAUCAAAAGGCCUCUGAUCCUAAUUCCAAAUCCAAGGUGAGCAAGUUGCUGUCAGAUUAUAUGAUGUAUAUUCUUGCCAUCUGCCCUUUCAUGUUGCCCCAAGGGAUUGGACAGAUUUUGUUUCGACAAAUAUGCGAGUCUGCCACAACAUUUUUUGAUGAGAGAAGGGAAACCAUAAGUAAGACAGAGCGAUUGGUUGGAAAAAGUGCCAGUCAGGUGUUGUACGAGAUGAAGUCAGAGUUGAAUCCAAGGCUAGAUGAGUUUGAGUCCGGAGAUGGAGGAAAACUAAACAAUGUAGUGUUGCUUGAAGGGUGUGUGCUUGCACAUAAGUUGCAGGCCCUGGAAACGGAGGAGAGCUGGACUAGUGAAGAUAAAUGGGGAAUGAUAAGUCGAGUGUGGAUAGAAAUGUUGUGUUAUGCAGCAAGCCAAUGUGGAUGGACGGAGCACGGUCAACAACUUAGGCGUGGCGGAGAGCUUCUUACUCAUGUCUCCCUUCUCAUGGCAAAUCUUGGUAUCGGUGAACAGAGUAAGAUAUUGAGUGAGCAGGACAUGGACCGGUUACAGGAUUUAAAAAACUUGUGUGAAAAGUUUUAG